UGCAUUCACCUUAUGAUAGCCAGUGGGACAACCACUUUACAAAUAUUAAUACAAUUUUUUUUUUUUUUUUUAUUAGAGUAUAUAACAGUGACACGUAGUGAGACAUGUUGGUCCUGUGUGUCAUCUCUGUCCUCAGUCUUCUCUCAGUGGGACUGGCAGCUCCUCUGUCCUGCGAGGAUCUACUGAGACCCCUAGAGAUGAACAGCACGGACCAUAUUUGGGGUAAGUGGAUUUCUAUCGCAGAGAGCAGUGAGUUCCCUGGUGGCAGAGAGUAUGCUGCAAAAGAAUGGAUCACAGGCUGGAUUCAGGUCUCUCCUGGACUCCAGAACAACACUGUUAAAGGAUUACAGAUGACAAACAUAUUUGGGGUAAGUGGAUUUCUAUCGCAGAGAGCAGUGAGUUCCCUGGUGGCAGAGAGUAUGCUGCAAAAGAAUGGAUCACAGGCUGGAUUCAGGUCUCUCCUGGACUCCAGAACAACACUGUUAAAGGAUUACAGAUGACAAACAUUGGAGGCAAAUGCAUUAGCAUGACCAGUGUGAUGACCAUGGAAAACAACACAUUUACGUCAACGUUGCCUUUGUCCUUUUCCCUGACCUACCUGAGUACCUGCCCUGACUGCCUCCUUGCCCACCAAAAUAUGUCAUUGCUUGGCAACUACAGCACUCUGUAUCUCUACAGUAAGAGAAAGGAGAUCACCUCUGCUGAACUGAAAGUGUUUAAGAAACAGGUGGACUGUCUCAAUUUGCCACCAGCUGUGUUCACAAACCCACAGAAAGGUAAGCAUCUUACCUUACCUAGAGUUUUCACCAGAAACUAUUUUCAGCGACCAAGCUACCAUUUUAGAAUGGAAGCAAGGUGAGCAGACUGAGUGAUUCAACCAAAGUUUGCAAAGUUAUCAGCGAAGCGCCGACUGCAUGAUAAGCUAGCGAACUAGAUUUGACAUUGUGCUUUGACACUGUGCUGGAUAGGCCAACAACAACGAGCUGUUCUGCAUGCUGUUCGGAAGAUACAUCCACAAGGGUAGAAUACCUUAAUGCAAAGUAGCUUCUGGGGAAAACUAAAUGUUGUAUCCUUGUGAUAAUGUAAAUGUUUAUUUAAUCACGGACUGUCAUAAUUUGCCGCAUAGAUUCCUGUCCAGAUCCGACACAGGACAACAGCAAAACCCUGGACCUGUCGAAAGUGAUUGAAAUGCUGGGUGACAAGUUUGAUCUUCAGAAGUCUUUGGAAGAGAUGAUAAGUAAAUUACAACUAGAGGGUAAUAAAGCAGAUUAAUUGUCAAUAUGUCAUGUGGCGCCUCUAUUCUUUCAUAUAAUACAUUAAAAAAUUAAAAAACCUUUAGGUUACUGGCCCAACGCUCUUAACUGCUAGGCUACCUACCGCCCAUGUAGUGCUAAAUAAACAGGUUAAAGGAAAUACAGGCAGGCACCACAUUACUACAUGAAAAAGUGCUCGCUCAAUCAAGCAUGAUGGUAAUUCAUAUAAUAAAAAAAGCUUGAAACGGUAGUGAAAUGGGAUGUGUGAAGGAUCCAAUACUUUAACUUGUAUGUGGUACAAAUCACAUUGUUGUGGGAGCACCUCCUCCCAGAGGAUGAAUUAGGCUGUGUGAGAAGAUUGUAAUCGUAAGAAACCUGCAUACACAUUAUUUGAAGUACAAUAGACCAACAUAACUACUGCAGUAGGUCAAAACUGUGUGCUGGAAAACCUUGGUAGAGCAUGGGUGGAGAAGGUAUUGUGUUGCUCAUGUGAAUUUGCUUUAUUUUUAGGCUUCAGACCAAUGCCUACUUCUCACCUUUUUUUUUUAUACAUUAAGGCUCUAAACCUUCUGUGCUUGGACCCCUAGCAAACCUGCAUACAUUCCAGUAUGUUACCGAUGAGGAUGUUGGCAAUCUUGUACAUCACAAUUUGGGCAAUCUUGGACAAAUCCAUGCUACUUUCCUCUGCCGAGGUGCCGAUUACAUCCCACCAGGACCCGCAGUACCCGCAGCACCCUAUGCGAAAUGCCAUCCCUGUCUAUGGCAAAACACAUUACUCCUUCUCACCGGUGGCAUUCAUACAAGGCAGGGUUGAAAACAAACACCAACAGUUCUAGGUGGGUUGCCAGGUGGGUGCUUGGGUAAAGUGGGACCAUUUUCUCCCAGAGCUUGAGGGUGGCAAGAUGUCAUGAGAAACCAGUGUUUCAUUUGAAAACACUUGUUUGUAGUUACAUGAGCACUAUUUAUGCUACCAGGAUGGUGGCGAUAGCAUAAUCGCUGUUAAAUACUGCAACGCACUGCAGGUUUCAUUGAAUUGAACCAAGGAUGUCUAAAGGAAUAUGCUUUCAGCUCAGAGCGAAGAUCAACAAGGGUCACUUCCUAUUUGUACUCCGUUGUUCACACUCUGCGACUGGCAUUGUUUUCAAAGACAAUGAGGCACUUGCUGUUGUAUAUAAAAAUGGCUAUGUAAAAGUAAACAUCAAGGAGAGAGUGGAUAGAUUCACACUCCCUUUCAUAUGAUGUCAUUCUAGGUGAGGAAAAUUCAACACUUGUGUUGACAAUUAAAUAUAUAUGAGUCAUAUCCCCCAACUUAAGACACCAUCUGAACUGUUGAUAGUUUGGAGGUCCUGGGAAACACUUGAAGUAAGCUAAGUAAGUUCAUUUUGAUGCUUGGACCUUGGUCUUUGCAAUUUGUUUAAUGUCUUUCAAAACACACUGGUUUUAAAAAUGUACCAAGGGAGCAGAAAAUGAAGAGCUAGACUCUAGAACUCUCCAACAAAAGCUUCUGAGCAAAGACUGGCACGUCUACAGACGGCUUCUCCAACUUCCUAAGCAACUCAUAGUUCUCACACGUGUAACUCUACAUACGGCCCUGUGUACGGACAACUAUAUGGCCCUGUGUACGGACAACUAUAUGGCCCUGUGUAUAGACAACUAUAUGGCCCUGUGUAUAGACAACUAUAUGGCCCUGUGUAUAGACAACUAUAUGGCCCUGUGUAUGGACAACUAUAUGGCCCUGUGUACGGACAACUAUAUGGCCCUGUGUAUAGACAACUAUAUGGCCCUGUGUAUAGACAACUAUAUGGCCCUGUGUAUAGACAACUAUAUGGCCCUGUGUAUAGACAACUAUAUGGCCCUGUGUAUAGACAACUAUAUGGCCCUGUGUAUAGACAACUAUAUGGCCAUGUGUACAGACAACUAUAUGGCCCUGUGUAUGGACAACUAUAUGGCCCUGUGUACGGACAACUAUAUGGCCCUGUGUAUAGACAACUAUAUGGCCAUGUGUACAGACAACUAUAUGGCCCUGUGUAUGGACAACUAUAUGGCCCUGUGUACGGACAACUAUAUGGCCCUGUGUAUAGACAACUAUAUUGCCCUGUGUAUGGACAACUAUAUGGCCCUGUGUAUGGACAACUAUAUGGCCCUGUGUAUAGACAACUAUAUGGCCCUGUGUAUAGACAACUAUAUGGCCCUGUGUACAGACAACUAUAUGGCCCUGUGUAUGGACAACUAUAUGGCCAUGUGUACAGACAACUAUAUGGCCCUGUGUAUAGACAACUAUAUGGCCCUGUGUAUAGACAACUAUAUGGCCCUGUGUAUAGACAACUAUAUGGCCCUGUGUAUAGACAACUAUAUGGCCCUGUGUAUGGACAACUAUAUGGCCCUGUGUAUAGACAACUAUAUGGCCAUGUGUACAGACAACUAUAUGGCCCUGUGUAUGGACAACUAUAUGGCCCUGUGUACAGACAACUAUAUGGCCCUGUGUAUAGACAACUAUAUGGCCCUGUGUAUAGACAACUAUAUGGCCCUGUGUAUAGACAACUAUAUGGCCCUGUGUACAGACAACUAUAUGGCCCUGUGUAUAGACAACUAUAUGGCCCUGUGUAUAGACAACUAUAUGGCCCUGUGUAUAGACAACUAUAUGGCCCUGUGUAUAGACAACUAUAUGGCCCUGUGUAUAGACAACUAUAUGGCCCUGUGUACAGACAACUAUAUGGCCCUGUGUAUAGACAACUAUAUGGCCCUGUGUAUAGACAACUAUAUGGCCCUGUGUACAGACAACUAUAUGGCCCUGUGUAUAGACAACUAUAUGGCCCUGUGUAUAGACAACUAUAUGGCCAUGUGUACGGACAACUAUAUGGCCAUGUGUACAGACAACUAUAUGGCCCUGUGUAUAGACAACUAUAUGGCCCUGUGUAUAGACAACUAUAUGGCCCUGUGUAUAGACAAUUAUAUGGCCAUGUGUACAGACAACUUUUCUAACAUAAAAGUUGUGGCAACAUCAAACCAAGUGAGGGUUAUACAGACUUAUCCAUUCACUGUGGCUGGUGCCAUUUUGACCCACGCAGCACUAUAGGCCAUGUCCCAAUAAUUUAGAAUAGCCUCCUGUCGUCAUCUCUUUUCCUUGAACACUGAUCUAAAAGGACAUGAUGGGGUGAAAACAAUUUGGUUCGAACUGAUAUCAAUGGUCACAAAGUAAA
This is a messenger RNA of Coregonus clupeaformis (lake whitefish), 4453 nucleotides long. RefSeq lists its product as uncharacterized. Bases 2863 to 4329 code for a protein of 488 amino acids. The transcript is spliced from 6 exons. Lineage: Eukaryota; Metazoa; Chordata; Actinopteri; Salmoniformes; Salmonidae. The record is from RefSeq and is a predicted model, not a curated record.